Molecule: messenger RNA, 1887 nt
Organism: Peniophora sp. CBMAI 1063
Lineage: Eukaryota; Fungi; Basidiomycota; Agaricomycetes; Russulales; Peniophoraceae
Source: the annotation of a GenBank genome assembly
AUGAGCGGACAUGGCCAAGACGACGGGAACGGUCGAAGCAGCCUUCCAGAGCAGCUGCACGCACAUCUACAUCGCGCGCCGCCCGGAUCGGAGAGCGGAACGGCGUCCCCCGCUCCAGUAAGCCAGUCGCAGGCCCAGAUACCUCCGCAUCAGCAUCCACAUUCGCAGCUCUCGACGCCGCAUCCCCCUGCACUCGGCGACUACGUGCCAACCCCACCGAUCCCUAUCGGAUACCCAGCUCGCCAGCAACAACAGUCGUAUACGCUGCACGAAGAUCCCUCGCGCACAUACUUCAGUCAACAACCACAGCAACCACAGUACGGGUACCAAUCUCAACAGCCUCAGCAAAGUCAGCCGCAUGCCGGUCCCAGCGGCUGGAGACAGGAGCAAACCCUAGGUUAUGGCGAGCAGUAUGGUUGGCGUCCACCAGCUCAGGCCGAAAGCUACGCACGUCGCGGUGGGCAAGAACAGCACGAUGCCGGGUUUGGCGCGCGGGACACCGGAUAUGGCGCCCGCGACACCGGGUUUAGCACAAGCUACAGCGGGCGCGACCCGACCUUCGGUGGUGGGCGCGAUGUGGGGUUUGGCGCUCGUAGGGGCUAUUCGCUGCAAGGAUACUCUGACAUCCGAUCCUCACGCUCGCCACCACCUCCCCCUGCUACUCAGCAGCAGACCUACGGCGGUCUGUCUUCCAUGACGCCAGGUCAACCACAGUCAUCAUACUACGCCUCCCCUCUUGAAGAUCCCCACGCCACAACUUCCACUUCUUUCCCAGGCUACCUUCCGCAUGAGCACACGAUGAGUUUCGGCAGCUAUGACCGCUACCCGCAAAGCGAUCUGCGCCUACCGAUUCCCGGCGGCUCGGGGAGAGAGGAUGUACAGUACGGGCACCCUCUUCCACCUGGCCUGCUUGGUCUCUCGAUGCACACAGGGGCGCCGGGAACGAGUUACGGAUCGCAGCAUAGCGUGUUGAGUUCGCCAGGCCCGAGCAGUCUUGCGGGCCCUUCGAGCUUGACUGGUCCCGGAAGUAGCAUGGCGGCAUCGAGUCAAGGCAGCCUGCUCGGAGGGCCUUCAGACCCGCUCGGUUUCCCCUCUUCAUACGAGUACGCCAGCGAUCCCGAACCCCUUGGUACUCUGCGCGCUGUCGGCUCUACGCCUACGCCCGUAGGUGUCUCCAUCAGCACUCCCCGUGGCAGCAGUAGCGCAGGCGGCAGUAGCGGACGCAAGGCCGACGACGACGAUGAGGGCAAGCCCACGAAAAAGCGCAAGGUCGAGAUCGCGUGCAACUUCUGUCGCCAACGCAAGCUCAAGUGCAGCGGUACCAAACCUGCGUGCGACGCCUGCAUCAAGCGCGAUCAAGCCGAGCGGUGCCAGUACGAAGCCUUCCCGCGCCGACGCGGACCAGGCAAGGCGCCUCGCGGGACGCGCAGAACCGCGCAUCGUUCACGCGCUACGGCGCCUGAGGCACAGGCUCAAGGCUUCGGUAUCAUGUCGCCCGCGAUGAGCGAGGCCGGACCGUCCACGUCCAGCCGCUUUCAACCUGUGUCAAGCCAGGUUGGCAGCUACGGCCAGCCACAUCAUGGCCCCAGUUUCGUGCAGAUGUCUGGACAAGGGUAUGGGCAGCCGAGGGCGGGGCCGAGCUCGCAGCCGCUGUCACAGGGUCAGACGCCAGGCCCGAGUGAGUUCGGGGCCUAUGCACCUUUGCCGGCGCCAGGAUAUACGCUCCCGAGUCCGAUCGCGCCACCAUCGCUGGCCCCGUAUGGAAGUGCGUUGAGCAUCCCGGGCCCAAGCGGUGAGGAUCAGCGGCGCAGGGCGGAACAGCAGCGUCAGCAACAGCAGUACGAGGAGGAGCAGCGGCAGUUCAAGGAGGAGCCUCACGGAUAUUGA